Molecule: messenger RNA, 2173 nt
Organism: Tripterygium wilfordii
Lineage: Eukaryota; Viridiplantae; Streptophyta; Magnoliopsida; Celastrales; Celastraceae
Product: pentatricopeptide repeat-containing protein At4g14190, chloroplastic
Exons: 2
Coding region: 31-1590 (519 amino acids)
Molecular function (GO): protein binding
Source: RefSeq, a predicted model, not a curated record
GGUGUUUGCUGCCACACACCAUACUUCCAAAUGCAGGGCUGUCCUCUUCCUCUUCCCUUCCAAAUUCACUGCAUAGCAAGAGCGAUUUGGAGGAACUACUGCACCAACAUCGUCAUCACAUCCAAAACCCUAUACCCAAAGUCAUUGAAGGGAGACCCAAAACCAAUUUUCCGUUGUCAAUGCGAUCCUUCCACUGUGCACGCGCCUGCAUUAGUACCAGAAUCAGCUGACCAUUCCACGAAGCAAACAACUCUUCUCGUGGAGGCCUUUCAUGAGAAACAGAGGCUCAAAGAUUUACUUGAGAGGCUCAAUAUGAAAGACUCAUCUCCGCUGCAAAUUCUUCAAGAUGAGGGAGAUUGGCCCAAGGAACACUUCUGGGCUGUCAUCAGAUUCCUCAGACAUGCCUCCAGAGCCAAGGAGAUUCUUCAGGUGUUUGAUGUGUGGAAUAACACAGAAAAAUCCCGAAUUAAUGAAUUCAACUACGAGAUGAUAAUAGGAUGUUUAGGGGAAGAGGGUUUGAUGGAAGAAGCAGUUUUGGCAUUUAAAGAAAUGAAAAGUCACGGUCUUCAUCCGUCUUUGCAGAUUUACCAUUCAAUAAUUCAUGGAUAUGCCAGAAAUUGUGAAUUUGAUGAUGCUCUAUCUUACCUUAAUGAGAUGAAAGAUGUUAAUUUGGCACCGGAGACUGAUACUUACGAGGGGCUGAUUGAAGCAUAUGGAAAAUGUAGAAUGUAUGAUGAGAUGGGUAUGUGUGUGAAGAAGAUGGAACUAGAUGGGUGUUUGCCUGAACGCAGUACAUACAAUUUACUUAUGAGAGAGUCCGCACGAGGUGGGUUGCUUACAAGGAUGGAAAGAAUAUACCAAACCAUGCGAUCCAAGAGAAUGAACUUUCAGCCUUCAACUUUGAUUGCAAUGCUUGAGGCUUAUGUGGAUUUUGGAAUUGUAGAAAAGAUGGAGAGAGUUAUUAGGCGAGUAUUGAACUCGAAAACCUAUUUGAAAGAGCAUCUGGUAAGGAAAAUGGCAAGGGUUUAUAUUGAAAACUACAUGUUCUCGAGACUGGAGGACUUGGGACUAAAUGUUUCUUCAAAAACCGGUAGGACUGAUUUAUUUUGGUGUCUGCGCCUCCUUUCUCAUGCUUGUCUUUUGAGUCGAAAAGGCAUGGAUUCGAUUAUUUUGGAGAUGGAAGAAGAAAAAAUUCCCUGGAAUGUAACUGUUGCAAAUAUUAUCUUGCUAGCUUACUUGAAGAUGAAAGAUUUUACACGCUUGAGAGCGUUACUCGCUGAACUACCCACUCUUGGUGUGAAACCUGAUAUAGUCACUGUUGGAAUUCUUUUCGAUGCAAAGAUGAAUGGCUUUAAUGGGAAAGGGAUUGAAGAAACAUGGAGAAGGAUGGGUCUUAUCAACUGGUCUGUAGAAAUGAAUACAGAUGCUCUUGUUCUAUCAGCAUUUGGUAAGGGGUAUUUCCUCAAAAAAUGUGAACAAGCAUACUCUUCCCUUGAACCUGAAGCUAGAGAAGAUAAAAGGUGGACUUAUCGCUACUUAGUUGAUAUGGUAGCCAAACAUAGUGAAAGGCCUUCAGCUGAGGAAAGUUGAUUACAGAUUACAGUUUAGCUCAUCAAACUCACCUCAGCAAUGUCAAUGGAUACUUUUUGUAAUUGAUCAGAAGAAUCUUAUCAUGGCACAAGUCUUUUCUUUAUGCACAUUUCUUUGUGCUUGAGUUAUGAAAUUAUCAUUAUAUGCUAUUGGUCCUUAUGACCCAUAGGGAACUCUGCUGUCAUUUCACUGGUGCUCUUUAUUUGGUCUCAUAUAGAAGAUGGCCAUCUAGAACCGGGAAACAGCAUUGGUAUUCCCAUUUCGAGGAACGUGCUACUGAGAUUGGUGAUCUGCAAUUCUACAUCUGCCAAUGGGAAAGAGAUUGGAAGGUAUAGGGGUGGAUCAAUAUAAAGGGUUAAAGCUAUCACUAGCUUGAUGCAUGUUUGGAAAAUUCAUAGCAGAUUAACUUUCUUUCAAAGAAGCUUUUUCUUUGGUACUUAAAUGACCCUCAGCAGCAUUUUGUGAGAGGAUGUAUGAAUGAAUCUGAAUGCGGUUGCAACACUGAUUCUUUGAUACAGGCCCCCCAUUGUAUAUUGUUUUCAAGGUCAAGCAAGGUUCUUUUAAAGGCUUCUCAGAAUGAUCA